AUGGAACAACUUUAAGUUCUAAUUUAAGAAAAAUAUAAAGGAAGUCCUCUUUUGAUUGGAUUACAGGGAAUGUAAGGAGUUGGUAAAACAACUCUUGGAAUUCAAAUGAAAAAGUUAUUGUCAUAAUUAAAUAUUCAGUUUGAUAGUAUUAGCAUAGAUGAUUUUUAUCUGAGUUAUAUUGAUAGAGAAAAUUUAGAUAAAAGAAAGUAUAAAUAUAGAGGACCACCAGGUACUCAUGAUUAUCAAAUGAUAAUUAAAACACUUAGUUAAUUUAAGGAAGGUAAAAGUAUAGAGGUUCCAAUAUUUGAUAAAAGUUUGCAUAAUGGAUAAGGAGAUAGAGUAGGAUAGAAAACAAUAAAAUGCUAAGUUUUAUUAUUUGAGGGAUGGUUUGUUGGUUAUAAAAGCAAAUGUUUAUAUGAAUUUAAAUAAAAGGAAAAAUUAUUACAAUUAGAUGGAAAAGAUUAUGAUUAAGAUUUGGAAGUUUAUAUAAAUGAAUAAUUGAAACUUUAUGAACCUAUAUGGGAAUAGUUUGAUAUAUUAAUUCAAUUAAAACCAAAUCCAUUUGAAUUAAGUUUAAAAUGGAGAUUAGAGGCAGAAAAAGAGAUGAGAAUAAAAACUGGGAAUGGAAUGAGUGAUGAAUAGAUUGUUGAUUUUGUAACAUACUUUUGGAAUUGUUUACAUCCAUUAAUAUAUAAUGAUUUGAUUUGUGAUUUGGUUAUUGAAGUGAACAAAUAAAGAUAAUAUAAAGUUUUAUGA
Messenger RNA from Paramecium pentaurelia, 756 nucleotides. NCBI's taxonomy places the organism in Eukaryota, Ciliophora, Oligohymenophorea, Peniculida, Parameciidae. The record is from the annotation of a GenBank genome assembly.